This is a messenger RNA of Entamoeba histolytica HM-1:IMSS, 669 nucleotides long. Its product is annotated as Rab family GTPase. The coding region runs from base 1 to 639 and encodes 212 amino acids. Gene Ontology annotation, cellular component: recycling endosome. NCBI's taxonomy places the organism in Eukaryota, Evosea, Mastigamoebida, Endamoebidae. The record is from RefSeq and is a predicted model, not a curated record. Gene Ontology annotation, biological process: exocytosis. Gene Ontology annotation, molecular function: GTP binding; GTPase activity. The transcript has a single exon.
AUGGAAGGAGAAACCGAGUGUAUGUAUAAAUUAGUGAUUAUAGGAGAAAGUGGUGUUGGUAAAUCAAAUUUAUUAUUGAGAUUCACACGAAAUGAAUUUGAGCCUGAAAAAAAAUUUACUAUUGGAGUUGAAUUUGCCACACGUACGAUUGAAUAUGAGGGUAAAACUAUUCGUGCUCAAAUUUGGGAUACUGCUGGUCAAGAAAAAUAUAGGGCUAUUACUGAUGCUUAUUAUAGAGGGGCAGAAGGAGCAAUGUGUGUUUAUGACGUAUCAAAGAAAGAUAGUUUUGAUGCAAUAGAACGAUGGAUGAAUGAAUUAAAAAAUGGUUGUGAUUCUGACAUUACUAUUAUGAUUGUAGGUAAUAAAGCUGAUCUUAAACAAGAGCGUGAAGUUAAUACCUCAGAUGGGACUGAAUUUGCUCAAAAACAUUCAGCUUUCUUUAUUGAAACUUCUGCUUUAGAUGGAACAAACGUAGAAAAAGCGUUUUCUGAUUUAUUGAUACAAAUUUAUAAAAAGAAGAACGCAACACUUAAAAAUGAUUCUGUUCCUUCUGAUAAUUCAAAGCCUAAAACAGAAGAAAAGGUAGAUAUUAGUCAAACUCAAUCUGCUCAAACUCAAGGUGGUAAGAAGUGCUGUUAACAAAAGAAAGAUUUAUUUACUUUUCUCAUU